UGUUUAAAGAUCCACCAAUGAAACACGUCGUUACAUUUUCUUUAAGGCAGUAGUAUAAACAUGGCAGCCUUCGAUGCUCGUGGUGAAAAACGAAAAAACGAGAGCUGCAAUGCGGGACCUAGUUCAAACAAGAAGCCGACCUUUGCCUGGAACAAAGGUCUACUUGCUUCUAUGGAUGACCCAGAACUGCAGGAAUAUGUAGAUGAAAGAGUUGUGAUAAUUAAAGACAAAUACCCAAAGGCAAGGCACCAUUUUCUUGUUUUGCCAAAAGAAAACAUCCCCAACCUGAAAAGCUUGAAGCCUGAGCAUAUAAAGCUUUUAGAGUAUCUCCAUAAAAAGGGGGAAGAAGUCAUCCACAGAACUGAUGAAACCCUGAAGUUUCGACUUGGUUACCAUGCCAUUCCUAGUAUGAGCCAUCUACACCUCCAUGUCAUUAGCCAAGACUUUGACAGUCCAUGUUUGAAGAAUAAAAAGCAUUGGAAUUCUUUUACUACUGAAUAUUUCUAUGAUUCUAAAGACAUAAUAAAGAUGUUGAAAAAUGAGGGGAAGGUUCAGCUGGACAGCACGAAAUUCCAAGAUGUGCUCAAACGAAAUCUCAGGUGCCAUGUGUGUAGAAAAGAAUUAUCUACAAUGCCAGCCUUAAAGACACAUAUUAAGGUUCACAGCUAUAAAGUAACGUGACAACAGUGGGAAUGACAACAGUGGGAAUCGUCAUGUAACUGUCUCUUAUAUCUCCUAGUGUGCCAGCAAAAUUAAUGCAAGUCAUGUACUACCUUGUAGCUUUGUGCCUUUUCAUGUAUCGAGCAAAAUGACCAAUGAUGAUGCUGGAAGUUUGAUAAAACUGAAAUCUUCAACUCGACUGUAAUCUUAAAUUUCCUGGAUGCAGUAGUACUGUUGAAGAUAUUUCAAUUCUCUGCCAACUUCACAUGUAAUUCACCCACAAUAUUCACUAUGAAAUCAUUUAAAAUGUGCCAGAGUAGCAAGAUUGUGACAUCCAGCCGUCCAACUAUUGUAAGAUACAACAUCAGCCAUCCUGCUACCUAUUGUGACAUCAAACCAUCAUGCUGUGUUCAAAAUGAUUUCCAGAUUUUGCUUUUAGAAUUACA
Molecule: messenger RNA, 1106 nt
Organism: Pecten maximus
Lineage: Eukaryota; Metazoa; Mollusca; Bivalvia; Pectinida; Pectinidae
Product: aprataxin-like
Exons: 6
Coding region: 61-681 (206 amino acids)
Biological process (GO): single strand break repair; double-strand break repair
Cellular component (GO): nucleus
Molecular function (GO): mismatched DNA binding; single-stranded DNA binding; DNA 5'-adenosine monophosphate hydrolase activity
Source: RefSeq, a predicted model, not a curated record